This is a messenger RNA of Punctularia strigosozonata HHB-11173 SS5, 1671 nucleotides long. RefSeq lists its product as uncharacterized. Gene Ontology annotation, molecular function: acyl-CoA oxidase activity; FAD binding; fatty acid binding. The transcript is spliced from 7 exons. NCBI's taxonomy places the organism in Eukaryota, Fungi, Basidiomycota, Agaricomycetes, Corticiales, Punctulariaceae. The coding region runs from base 1 to 1671 and encodes 556 amino acids. The record is from RefSeq and is a predicted model, not a curated record. Gene Ontology annotation, biological process: fatty acid beta-oxidation using acyl-CoA oxidase; lipid homeostasis. Gene Ontology annotation, cellular component: peroxisome.
AUGUGGCCGUCGGAGGGAUUAUUGAGCUCUGGUCGGCACAUAUGGAAUAUCACCACCGAAUUCCCUAAUAAAUACGACGAGGUGGAUCCAGACGUAUCUUAUCGUCGAGCGAUUUCCAUUGCGGAGGUAUAUGAACUCUCUUUGCAUGAUAUCAUGGUGUGCUCUUCCAAGUUCUGGGAUAUGCACACAGACCCUAUUCUAUGCAUGGACGGGGCGGCUACAACUCUGUUGACCAUACAGUAUAACCUAUGCACUGGAACUUUGGCUUCGUUCCUCCCGGAGAGGCCCGACCUUGCAUCCACAAUAAGCAGCCUAUUGAAAUAUGAAACGAUCGGUCAAUUUUGUCUCACUGAACUGGGACACGGAUUGGAUGCCUUUAAUCUCGGUACCACCGCCACUCUACUCGCUGACGGUAGCUUCGAGUUGAAUACUCCGUGCAUCAGCAAUUCGAAGUUUAUGCCCCCGACUAUCCCUGCUCUGGGGCGUCCGUGCAUAGCCAUCGUGUUUGCGCGACUUAUGGUCGACGAUGAGUUUCGAGGUUUACGUCCAUUCCUCGUCAAUAUCAACGACGGCAUCAACAUGCACGCUGGAGUAACUGCUAAGCUCCUACCGGCACGCCACGGUUCAUCUCCUGUGAAUCACGCAAUCACUAUGUUCAACCGUGUUCAGCUUCCGGGCACUGCACUCCUCGGGAAGUUAUCCCCAUCAACAUCAGCCCAUGCCGAUUUUCUACAGUCGAUAUGGCGAGUCGGUGUUGGCACCUUGGCGCUGAGCUCAAUAGCUCUACCUGCACUGCGCAUUUCGACCGUGAUUGCCUAUCGCUACAGCUUGAGAAGGACAGUGCGAGAUGCACAUGGAAAACCGCAGCCUAUAAUAUCAUUUCGUACUCAACAAGUCCCCAUUUACGUCGCGCUGGCACAAACAUAUGUCUUGGAUGCUUUGCACAAGCGCGCGGUGAAGCACUUUGCGGACAACACAUCGGACCAUCGGGUUAGGCACGGGGUAGCAACGGUUCUGAAGUCUGUUAUGAUGCAGCAUUCACAAAGUUCACACAUGGUGCUUUCUGAACGUUGCGGUGCUCAAGGCUUGUUUGCAUAUAAUCAAAUUAUCUCUAUGACGAGCGAGAUCCGUGGCAUAGGGAUUGCAGAAGGAGACACGCUCGUGCUUUCUAUACGCCUUGCCACCGAGCUUAUCCUUGGGCGGUACGCUUUACCUGCCCCGCAGCACCCAAAGAGUCUACUCGCCCUUCACGAAGAAGGCAUCUUUGCAGAAUGCCGUGCGGUAGUGACGAGCUAUGGGCAUAGGGGCGAAGAAUUUGCCUCUUUGGUUCUGCAUCGCUGCGAAUCGUGCGUACAAGCGAUGGGCCACCGCAUGGCCUACGAUGCAGCCAUUGCAGAGAAUGUUCCUCAAGUUCUGAUUGAUCUUUACGUGUCUCAGGCUGUGAAGUCGGAUCUUGCUUGGUAUGUCGAAGCAGGACUUAUCUCUAGGUUUGGCCUAUUGGAGAUGGAACGCAUCGCUUUAGAUGCGGUUGGGACUCACGCAUCCAAAUGGGUGGAUGAUAUGGGUAUGGAAGUCUAUAUCCACGCCCCGAUCAUCUGUGACUGUCGCUGGGACAGCUUUCUGCAGUCUCUGCCAUCUUUUCCUGAUACGGCGCCGCUAUCGCCAGUUUGA